UCGUGGCCCUUUCUUGCAUGUUGUGUAAUGAUUUGACGAUUUCAUUUUUACCCUCAUCGAAAUUUGCCCCUUUGCACGAUUCUUGAAAUCUUGUUAUUGCGGCUGAAAUUUGUGGACUGAGGUGAAAUUUUGGGUGUUUUGAUUUGAAAUGUGUUGGAAGGGAAGUUCUUUGUGUUCUGUUUUUCUAUUUUCCUUCUGUUUUAGGUAAAAUGUAUUUUGGAUUUUUGGUAAGGUAGCUGACUUUUUUUGUAGAUUAUGUGAUAAUUGAAGUGAGUUUGAGCUUGUUGGUUGUUGAUAUAGAACACUUUUGGGAGAACAGAACCUUCCCUUCUCGUUAAUUAGUGGAUUAUGAAUAGUUGAAAGAUUAACAUGUUGAGUUCUUUGCCACAAACCCUACCUAGUCUUGUUAUCUUUGGUGAUAUAGGAAAACACAAUUGGAAGUGUUAAAUUUGUGUUGUUGUAGAAGAAUGAUUGAUUAUCAGUCCACGUCCCUCAAAUACACUUUAGCCAUUAUCGAUCGAAUAAACUCUCACCGCGUCUUGCUUUGUACAUGUGCCGCCUGCCUUUUCUAGUCAUGCUAGUUAUGCACUUGUAAGUUGUAAGUGAUGUGGAUUUCUUGUUUCCUAUUUGGAGUUGUAAGUUUACAGUCUGCCUUCAUCUUUAAGAAGCUUGAAUGCGGGUUCAUCGUUGUUUCUAGAUUUUGGUGACAAUGCCAAGUAGCUUCUCUCGAGUUCUUUUUGUUAAUUAUUAGCUGAAAGCAUUAGCCAAGUUUAGCAGAUGUUACCUUCGUGCAAUAUUUGCUUCUCUCGGCAACUAUAAAUAUUGAUGGAUUCGUGUUGGUUCUUGUCGUGGAGGUAUACGUAUAUUAUGCUUGGGAUGAAGCAAUUCUGGUAUGUUCUUGUUGAUCAUGCUUGAUGAUUUAUAAUCUCUCUGUUUGUAUAUGUGCUCAGAUACGGAGAGUUCAUUUUGUCAUCGCAACAAUUUCUAAUCUAUUUCAUUGUUGCAUCGGAGAAAUUUGCAGGCAUUAAUAGAGAAAUGAUGUUCCGGUCGUAAAAUGCAUAUCACGAAGCAAUAUCGCUGUGUACACUCUGCAGCCUGUGUUUGUACCAAAGGGCACCUUAGUGAAGAAGUGAUCUUCUUAGUUUUCAACCAUUUGAAUUGGAACCCUAAGCUGAUAGUUGCCCUUUCUUGCACGUGCAAAUGGCUAGACGAUCUCGCCAAACGAGUCCUCUGGAAGGAGUUCUGCAAGACACGGGCUCCUAAGAUGAUGUCCGAUCUCCACUCCAGCGGAAGCCAUAUCGUGGAUGGGAGCUGGAGGGCCCUCGGCAAGCUUCUCAUAUACUGCUCCGGAUGCAAGAAAGACGGGCUGUUCAACCGCGUCCAUGUCCCCGGCCAUUUCGUGUACAGGACACGUUUCUCAAGGACGUCGGGGAAGAGCUUUCUCCUAUCGCAAUGCAGGACAGACGUCUUGUACAUCUCCGACCCCUGUGAGCAUCUCGACCAAGGGGAGGAAGGGGAUAUAGGGUUUUUCCGGGGGAUCUUCAAAUCCUUUGCGACGUCUAAAGUCAGGAAACUGUUGAUCAGCCGGGGUGCCCCGUUGCAUCCGAAGGAGGUGUGUCCCUACUGCAAGGCGAAGCUGUGGAACAUGCAGGCGGCCAACAUGAUACCCUCGAGCGCCAGCUGCAGGCUGGGCGCGUACGAUGACUGCAUCGAGUAUUAUGUGUGUCUCAACGGACACGUGCUCGGGAUAUGCACCUUGUUGCCUUUAUCUGAUACAGAUGAAGCAUCUGAGGAGUGAUGCAGAUUUUUACUCUUAGUGAAGCACCUUCACUGCAGAAAUCGAGGCGGUGGGUCGAGACGGAGGCGAGCCGAGGGAUGGAGGAUGGGGAUGCUGAGUGGAGCUUGGUGUGUGUAAUCUGCUGCUGUUUUUGGGUAGCAGAAUGUUGGUGUCUGUAAAUAUGGUCUGUUAUUUGUACAUUUUUGUACUGUGAUUUGUGACCUUACUAUAUAUAUUUACUGUCUGACUGA
Molecule: messenger RNA, 2028 nt
Organism: Salvia splendens (bonfire salvia)
Lineage: Eukaryota; Viridiplantae; Streptophyta; Magnoliopsida; Lamiales; Lamiaceae
Product: EID1-like F-box protein 2
Exons: 2
Coding region: 1055-1798 (247 amino acids)
Molecular function (GO): protein binding
Source: RefSeq, a predicted model, not a curated record